UAUCCUCCUUAUUUCUGUAGAGAUGUUUUUGGUGAUAUACUGAUAGAGUAUUUCUCAUGUGUGAUCUACCUGCAAAUCUAACAGAGACGUGAGGAGCAGCUAUGAAGUUAAAAGCAGCAGCGAGUGGAUUGGUGGUCUUCCUUCUCUCUGUGCAAGUGGUUCAGGGUCAGGAUGGCUGGAGAGUGACUUACUCUUCUACUGAGAUCUGUGCAGUGAAAGGAUCAACAGUGGAGAUAAGAUACAGCUACGCAUACCCAUCCAGAUGGAGAGGCAGAGUUAACACAGUUAAGAAAACAUUCUGGUUUACUAAAUGGAAAGAUCUUAAACCUGUAGAUCUGACCACAGAAUCAGAGUAUUCAGGUCGUGUAGAGGAUCUCUGUGAAAACAACAUCUGCACUCUGAGAAUCAAAAACCUGAGAGAGAGCGACUCAGCUGAGUACUGGUUCAGGAUCACAACAAACCAAGAAGGUGGAAGAUAUUAUGGUACACCUGGAGUCACUUUGUCUCUCACAGAUCUCUCGGUGCAGGUGGAAAGCAAAGAUCCUAGCAGAGCUAACCUGAAGUGUCAGAGCAGUUGUGAUUUACCUGAUAAUGAUUACGUCUGGUACAAGAACCGUGAAAAGAUUCAAACAGCAACAUCUUCUUCUCAUCAAGUCGACUUGAGUUUUCCAGACAGCUAUUCCUGUGCUUUGAAAGGAUAUGAGGACUCUCCCUCCCCUUCAGUGUGUGUCACUGGUCGAGACAGCAACACGGUGACUUCCAUUCAAGGUAGUAUCUGCGCCCCCAAAGGAUCAUCAGUGGACAUUUCCUGCACGUACACCAGUAAUGAAUGUAUUACAUCAAAGUUCUGGUUCAGUCCUGAGCGUAGUCAUCAGGGACAGAAUCCCUCUCAACCUGAGGACCUUAGUGAAGACUCCCAGUAUGCAGGUCGUGUUCAGAUCCUUGAAACAGAGAGAGGACGCUCCACUCUGAGGAUCUCUGACCUGAGAGACUCAGAUUCAGCUCAGUAUCUCUUUACAUUCAAAACACCAAGCUUUGAAUGGAGGAGUGAUUUACCUGUAACAACUCUGACUGUCACAGCUCUGCAGGUGCAGGUGAUCGCAGCAACAGUCCAGCAGUCUAAUACCUAUGCAGAGCUGAAGUGUCACAGCAGCUGCAGUCCAGCUGGUGUUUCCUACUUCUGGUUCAAGAACAACAAGAAAAUCCCCAAAACAACGAGAUCUUCUUAUAAAGGCUUGUUUCAACUCACAGACAGGAUCUCUUGUGCUCUGGAAGGACAUGAAGUCUUCCCCUCGCCUGCAGUGUAUGCUCCGAGGCUCCCUUCUUUGUCAAGACCCUCUGGUGAGAUAAAGGCGGGCCGUUCAGUGACUCUGACCUGUAGCAGUGAUGCUAACCCAGCAGCUACAUACACCUGGUACAAGAAGAAUAGCAAUGCAGACGUUCCUCUUCUCAGUGAAGGACCCCAGCUUGUCUUCAGAUCCAUCCAGUCCUCUGACUCUGGACAGUAUUACUGUUCAGCUGAGAACGAGCUGGGGAGCAGCACAUCUGAAAAAGUCUUUAUUAAUGUAAAAUAUACAUCCCCAAUGAUCGUGAACAUCACCAGGUUCUCUGUGGUGGUUCUGGUGCUGAUUCCUCUGCUCCUUGUCUGUCUCUGGAUGAGGAAGAAGAAGACUGUGAACUCCACCUCUGAAGCGAAUGAACCCAUAGAGACUGUGGAGUUGGAGUCUGGUCCUGAUUAUACUAACCUCUCAGACCUGAACAUGGUCUCUGCAGAACAGGAUGAAGAACCAGAGGAGCAGGAGGACCUGGUCUGAAGAGGGAGACUGACCUGGAUGGAAACAGAAGGAAGUGAAACAUUGAAGAGGAAACAUUUACCUUCAAAUAUGAGAGUUUCAUUGUUAGCGGCAGGUAGGAGUCAGCAGUCACAGACAGCAGGAGAUUUACAGGCAUGAGUAGAUUGCAACUUGUUCAAAUAUAAUUUUUCUUGAUUUUUGUAUAUGUUAUUGUGUCUGGUUCUAAAAUGAUGCUCACAUUUGACCUCUAGUUGUUAAAUGAAGGUUGAGUUUUAAUCAGUUCCUCAUUUCUCUUAGCUCUACUUCUAAGUAUUCUUUAUAAAUAACUGUAACAUGUUUUCUUCCUCUUUCAACAGAGUCUUAACCUCAGCAUCUUGUCCUUCAGCGUAGCAUAAGCCUUAUUUGAUGUGUUUUUGGAAAUAUUAUUAUUAUUUGUCCUUAUGAAAUAUGUUUAGUCAUAGAUCUUGUAAAGGGAUAUGCUCUUGGUUGCUUUCUCUUUUUUAAAUUGUUAAAGUAUUUUUUAAGUUGUGAAUUGUCUUUUAAUUCUGAAUGAGUAUUUGUAAAUACAUUUGCAGUCCUUUUGACCAAACCUUUGUCACAUUGUCCAUAUUAUACAUGUAUGUUUUCAUAUUGAGUUGUAUAGAGUAUGUCUAAUCCAUCUGUUUUGCCCUUUCGAGUGUGCAGUGUCUUUUCUAUCAAAGGCACUUAGCUGUUGUGUUAUCAUUAGUCCAUUGUAUUGCCUAUGUGUUUUGUUUACAAAAAAAGGGUGUGAAAUAAAGAAGUUAA
Molecule: messenger RNA, 2579 nt
Organism: Trematomus bernacchii (emerald rockcod)
Lineage: Eukaryota; Metazoa; Chordata; Actinopteri; Perciformes; Nototheniidae
Product: B-cell receptor CD22-like
Exons: 10
Coding region: 102-1814 (570 amino acids)
Source: RefSeq, a predicted model, not a curated record